GAGGGCGUCAGGCUGGCAAUCACCCUCCAAAAGACACAUUAAAUUGGCGACUACUGCUGACAAUUCCGUCUUCGUUGUAUGUGUUGUCCCGGAUCCCGGCCACAGCCAGUUGAUUUGGACACGGCCGGCUCGAUGUACCGUCAAAGCUGUACAUGUACAGUAUAUGUGCUGUUUGUGUACAGGUACUGUAUAAUUAUGUACUCUACAUGUAUGCGCUGUCCAACGACGGUAGAUCCAGAGCAUUUUCGGCAUUUCAGUGGUACAUGUACGUGGUUGGCAUCAAAUUAAUCUUGUUGCGCCCCGACUACAUUUCAUAACUGAGACUGCUUGAGAUGAGUUUUAAUAGUAACAGCAGGUUCAAGCUUCUUGUGAAAAAUGCGAAGCAAGUUGCUGUGGUCUCCAGUGGUAACCAGCUUGUGCUGCGCGGCAAAGAGAUGGGCCAGGUCGCUGUGAUGCCGGAGUCAUCACCGGGAAUAAAUGGAUGCGGGGCCGCCCAGGAAGGUGUCAGCAUCGUUGUUAACCUGAGUGGAAUGAUAGAAGACAUAGGUUGUUCCUCAGCUUUAGAUCAAAAGUACAGUCAUGCAACAUUUGACCAUGUUCUGGAUGUGAGUGGAAUGUGUGUACUACCAGGCCUAGUAGAUGGUCACACACAUCCUGUCUGGGCAGGUGACAGAGUUCACGAGUUUGCUAUGAAGAUUGCUGGUGCUAGCUACAUGGAUGUCCACAAGGCUGGGGGUGGGAUCGGCUUCACCGUCGAGCACACGCGUGCUGCCUCUGAAGACGAGCUGUACAACCUCCUGCAGCCCCGUCUGGAGGGUAUGCUCCAGGCGGGCACCACACUUGCUGAGUGUAAGAGUGGCUAUGGCCUGGAGACGGCAACAGAGAUGAAGAUGCUGCGGGUCCUGGAGCGGGCAAGACGGGAGCUGCCAAUCGAGAUUUCCAGCACCUUCUGUGGGGCACACUCUGUGCCAAUAGGGCAAACUGCCGAAGAAGCAACAGAGGAUGUCAUCAACAAGCAGCUACCAGAACUCCAGAACCUCAUCGAAACUGGGGACAUCCAGGUGGAUAACAUUGAUGUCUUCUGCGAGAAGGGCGUGUUUGAUGUGGACCAGAGCAGGCGGAUCUUGCAAGCAGGGCUCCAGAUGGGUCUGUCGAUCAAUUUCCACGGUGAAGAGCUGACCUACUUGGGUGCUGCUGAGAUGGGUUCUGCGUUGAAAGCAACAGCCAUCAGCCACCUGGAAGAGAUCAGCGAUGCCGGGAUCACGGCCAUGGCCGAGGCCGGUAGCGUGGCCGUAGUCCUCCCGACGACUGCCUACAUCCUGAAGCUGACCCCUCCUCCCGUCAGGAAGAUGAUCGAGAAUGGGGUGGCAGUGGCUUUGGGAAGUGACUUCAAUCCCAACGCAUUCUGCCUGUCUAUGCCUCUAGCGAUGCACCUGGCCUGUGUCAACCUGGGCAUGACGAUGGACGAGGCCCUGGUAGCAGCUACCAUCAAUGCCGCCGCCUCCCUGGGUAAAUCCAGGAGCCACGGCUCACUGGAAGUGGGCAAGGUUGGGGAUAUGAUUGUCAUCGAUGCGCCAAGAUGGGAGCACCUGAUUUAUCAGCUGGGCAACCAUGAGAGAAUGAUCAAGCACGUCAUCAAAAGGGGUGAUGUCAUCCAAUGAAACGAAGAGAUGAAAUGAAAGUUAAUUACCCUUUCAUAUUACUGCUGCUAGUUCUGCCGUCCCCACCAAAGGAUUCUCUCCUUGUGUUCAGCUGUUUUUAGGUGAAUGCAACAGUGCUGCAGUGUAAUAUGUGUAUAUUUUUAAAUUCUGCGUGACCUGAUGGAGGUUAAUUGAACCAAUUUUGGGUCUAACAGGAGAAGUAUUCCUUAAUCAGAUUUACUGUUUUUAAACAUCGUAGGAAUUUCUGAUGAGGAUUUAAUUAUCCAACAUGGGUUGUCCAUACUUUAUUUGUAAAUAUAUUGUUAAUGCUUUGGAGGUGAGACAUUAUAACUCACAUACAGAAGUGUUGUUGUUUUCUUCAGUCGUUUUGUUUCGUCAGCUUGAAAGAUGCUGUGGUCAGAGGAAAUGUUAGACUUGAAUCAAGUCGGACUAAGGUUGCUCUUCCUUGGUCAGCCAUCCCCAGCCGGUACGCACUGCACAGUCGUAACGCUCGGCCCAGCAGCUGGCACAACCCGUAUAAGGUGCCCUCAUUAUAGCCUUUAUUGUACAACGUGUGUCAUACGUCACCUGUCAGUAAGUCUGACUUGAUGGAUAAGCCAAUCGGAC
Messenger RNA from Acanthaster planci (crown-of-thorns starfish), 2267 nucleotides. RefSeq names its product amidohydrolase domain containing 1 (gene amdhd1). Gene Ontology annotation, molecular function: imidazolonepropionase activity. NCBI's taxonomy places the organism in Eukaryota, Metazoa, Echinodermata, Asteroidea, Valvatida, Acanthasteridae. The record is from RefSeq and is a predicted model, not a curated record. Gene Ontology annotation, cellular component: cytoplasm.